Messenger RNA from Rhopalosiphum maidis (corn leaf aphid), 933 nucleotides. RefSeq names its product glutathione S-transferase 1-like. NCBI's taxonomy places the organism in Eukaryota, Metazoa, Arthropoda, Insecta, Hemiptera, Aphididae. Gene Ontology annotation, biological process: glutathione metabolic process. Gene Ontology annotation, molecular function: glutathione transferase activity. The record is from RefSeq and is a predicted model, not a curated record.
AGACACAGUUCUGCGGCUCUUCUUCGUUCGACUACUCUCCAUACAGCGGUUGCAAAAACUUCAAAAUGACCAUUGAUUUCUACUACGCUUCGUGGAGUCCGCCAUGCAGGACUGUGGAAUUGGUGGCGAGCAUCCUGAGUAAGCUCAAUCCAAUUGUGACGACACCGAGCAAAGGAGAUACGCAAAAACUUGAAUACAAACAAUUGACCCCUCAGCAUACGAUUCCGACCAUUGUCGACGACGGUUUCGUUUUGAGCGAAAGCCGUGCAAUUUGCAAAUAUCUUGUAGAAAAAUACGGUUCUGACACUGGACCAUAUUCCAAAGAGCAACUCUACCCGAAAGAUAUUCAGAAAAGAGCAACGAUUGAUCACCGCAUCGAUUUCGAUUUGGGAGCUCUGUACAGAAGAGCAUCCGAUUAUUUCGGUCCAGUGUUCGCGGUUGGCCACUACGGAACUGCUGCUUUACCGAAAUUAAAAUCUGCCUUAGAAAUACUCGACGCAUAUUUGGCAAGAACAAAAUGGGUAGCCGGACCCGAAGUCACCCUCGCCGAUAUCGUCAUAGUGGUCACUAUAUCGUGUUUGGAGAUUGUGGGAUAUGAUCUGACCAGUUAUCCUAACGUAUUGAGAUGGUUUAAGGCCGCACAGACAACUUUACCCAAUUACAACGAAGCCAACCACAAAGGAACAGUCGAAUUUAAAGAAUAUCUGUUUUCAAAACUGCUAGAUAAUUAAAAACCUAUCAAACAUUUUAAAUAUUAUUUUACACCAUUUGUUUACUGAUGGUGUUAAAAAGUCAUAAUGAUUUAAAAGAUGCAGUUUGUAAUAAUUCAAAUUUUAAAAAUACUUCAAAGUGAAAUAUUUUUACUAUAGAUUAAUCAUAUGUCCAUAGAAAAAUAUGUUUUAAUGAAUAAUAAUUAUACUUAACAUUUAUUGA